CGGAGAGGGAUGAGGCAUUGUCUGAUGCCUUACGUCGAUUCCCGCCGCGGUGUGUGGGACGAUGGGCACGAAUCAGCGAGAUGGUUGGAUUACCCGAUGUAGCAUGUCAAAACCGUGCACGUACUUUGUCGAGCAGUACGUGGCGGUCCUCCACCAAUGCAGGGGCAGGGCACUUUGUCCAAUCGAUGAACGAAGGGGCUGGAGGGUACGGGCAUCCGACGAGCACUGAACGACCCUUCACGAACGCGAAGCGGUCAUCACAGCCAGCAGUAUUAGCUGCCCCGGUGUUGAGCACGUGGCCGAGCUACCUGUACACGAUCGACAGCGGCACUUAUCAUCCGAGGGGACUUCCACUCGCAGUGUCGGUACAGCCGCCGACGUGCCCGCCGCGCGUGAUGACCGGUCGUCCAACAAGAUUCAACCAGCCCGAGGCACAACAGGCGGGAGGAUUCGUGCAUGCGGCGAUCGCACGGUCGGGACAUCCGACGUACGUAGCCGAGGCGCAGCCACAAUUUCUGCACGCGAAGGGUGAAUGGUCGGGAUCUGUGUAUGUAGCGAAUGUGUCGUCGUCAGAAUUCGCGCGCGGGGUGCGUUUCCGGCCUGAAAACCCACAGCUCACCAUGUGCGAGCGCCCAGAUUUCGACCGAGAUGUCAUCAGAUCAAGGCCAGGGUCUGGACGACACAUGAUGCCACGGUUUGCAGGCAGCACCGGAGGAGGAAGAGGAAGAGGAGGAGGAGGAGGAGGAGGAGGAGGAGGAGGAGGAGGAGGGGUUCGAGGACCGGAGUUGGAAAAGACAGCUGUGACUCCUCGCUGGCGAGGCUCUGCCGUGCCAAGUGCCCAAGGAGGGCGGCAAGUUUGGCGUCCCGUUGGGGAAGUUUGCAGUCCCGUUGAGGAAGCUUCUCCUCCCGCUGGGGAAGCUGGGCAUCCCGUCGAGGAAGGACAGCAAGCAAGAAGAGAAAGCCAACGUAACGGAGAGGAGGAAUCUCACAACCAAUCUAGAAUGCCCUCGAUUACGCCGCCGAUGGCGUCUGCUGGUCCGACUUUUCCUGUCCCAGGAGAAAGAUCUGAUGGUUCUUCGUCCUCCUCGCACCGUCCUUAUGGGAAGGGUUGUCGUCGGAAUCUCCCCGCCUCCGCUCCCGCUCCCGUUUCGGACGCCAGCCUUCCCUCUGUAGCUCGCUCUGCUCAGGUUGUCGUUGGAGGAAGGGUAAAUGGCACUGCGACSGCGAAAUCUAGGCUCGCUAAUAAUCCGUUCAGCGCAAUUGACCCCUCUUUAGUGGGUAGCGACGGAGAUGGCGGGGACGAUCCGUCUCGGGAUCGGGAUCGGKAUCGCAGCCUUCCUUCUGUAGCUCGUUCUGCUCAGGUUGUCGUUGAAAGAAGAGGGGUAAAUGGCACUGCGACGGCGAAAUCUAGGCUCGCUAAUAAUCCGUUCAGCGCAAUUGACCCCUCUUUAGUGGGUAGCGACGGAGAUGGCGGGGACGAUCCGUCUCGGGAUCGGGAUCGGGAUGGGGAUGGGGAUCAUCCCCUUGUUGCGGUCGAGGAAGGCGAUGACGGUUCGUCUUCUCAGUCUGAGCCGGAGACCCGGAGUAAGGAACGGUCCACUACCGCCGGUCGGCCUCCUCAACCAAGGAGAAGUUCUGGCGGUGCCUCUCAGCCUGCUAACCCCAGUCGGAAGAAGAAUAAGAGUAAAAAGAAGGGAAAGAAGAAGAGGGCCAAGAAUCCGUCUGCCCGGGGUGGGGCUGGGCGGAGUAGCAGCAGUGAUACUCGCUCGGAGCCGUUUGAGAGUCUUUCCGGCUUCAACGCUGUUCUCAUUGAGGCUCUGUUUCGCAGAAAUCUUGAGGCAGAAAUCAACCGCAAGAAGGCGCGGCAGCAGCAGCAGCAGUAUCCACCGCCGAGGACGGCUGGGAGAAGCCAUAGCAAUGAUAGCGAUGGCGGCGGCGGUGGAGAUUUGAACGCGCAAUCUUACGGAAAGAAGAAGACGGCCUACUCGGGCGUAUCUCCUGUUGCAGGAAGUAUUUUCGGCAGCUAUGACUGCGGUGCUAAGCAUUGCAAGCAACGGAUGGCGACGGCUUCGCGCAAUGUCAAGGGCCGGGCAUUGGUCCUCGUCAGUCGGGUUCUCUUCUGGGCUGAGGACGACAGCCCAUGGAGGCGCGUUGCCAAGGCACUGCGCGCCGAUGGCUGGUUGGUGGAUUACAGGCCAUUCAAGCCGCUGGAUGCAAUGGACCGAUUACAGCAUCCCAUCUUGGAUGAGAUCGAUGAGGGUGAAGAGGACGGUCGCUUCGACGGGGAUUUGCCGCCGCACUACUCCCUGUGCGUGGUUUUGUCUAUUCAAGCAGAUGACAAGUCGUUCUUCGCGCAUACCACGUGGAAGUCCACUCUGGUGGACUGGGUCAGAUCUGGCGGCGUCCUGGUGUUUGCUGCCGGCGAGGGAAGGGCGUUGACUCGAAUGUUGACCGACUGCUUUCACCGCACUUGGCAAUUCGAAGGGUACUUCUUCGCCCGGCUGACGCACAAAUUGGUCAAGGGCGCACUGCCGUGGCUCCCGCGCGACUGCGAGUUCAUUGAAAAUGCGCCCAAGUCCUACAAUGUGAAGGCAUUCAUGUUGUCCAAGGUUCCUCUUCAGCAGCGCGUGUACUCACCGAAACCGUCUGAGGCCGGGUCAUUAAGAAGAAGGGCGAAAAAAUGGGCAGACUAUGAGUCGGGAUCGCAUGGACCUGGACUGGAAUCUGCCGUGGCGAAGAUCAAAGAGAAGACGAAGCAGAAAGGAGGUGCAGGUGUUGUUGAAGGUUCGCUGGAGGUUGAUUUGUCAAUGUCUCCGGCUGCCGUCUGUCGGUUUGGCAGGGGUGUCGUGUCGUAUUUCGGCGAUGCGGAAUUUGAGAGAGAGACUGUCCAGCUCAUUGUGUCCUUGGCGAGGUCCACGUGUUCGCGUCGUGGUGGUGACGUGGCAGUAGUGCCUGCUGCGGCGGGCCGGGGCAGUGCCAACUCGCGCCGCACGGUUUGCUGUAAUGUAUGCGGCAUGUGCGGCUCUGCGAACUCUCCCCUUCAGCUGUGCGGCGGCUGCAAACGAGUGCGCUACUGCGGGAAAGAGUGUCACAGGACCGAUUGGUCGAUGGGACAUAAGAAUUUUUGUGAGAAGAAGGGUGACGAGGAUGGCAAUCGUCGAGAGGAGGAAAGGGGGGGAAGGCGGGGGGAAAAGACGCAGCAGCAGCAGCAGAACAUCAAGGUAAAGUAUGCUGAUGACUGGAUCGAUGGAGAGCUGUUCAAGGAAAUUGACGAGCGCGCUGAGAACUACGGAUUCACGAAGGACGAGGUUGAGGAUUUGCGGGACCAGGGUGUGAAACCGUGGGACCCAGACGCUUGGCGUGUUCUUGAUGCAAUUAAUGAAGAUAAAAUCGAUAUCGAGGUCGAUUCAGAUGCUUUGGAGGAUGAUUGGGAUGAUGAGUCUGAUAACUCGGACCUGUACGAACUCAGUGAAGGCGACGGCGAUAGCGACGAUGACUACUGGUUCUCAGAGGACUUGGACGAUUACGAUGAGGAGGACGAUUAUGGUGGAUCCGACGUGGACUAUGAAGAGUACAAGGAGGAGAGCAGCGAGGAGGAUAGGGAGGAAUGUAGUGAAGAGGACGAUGAUGAGGAUGAGAAAAAUGAGAAGCGCAGGAAAGGUGUGAAAAAAAACAGGAAAGUUGAGAAACGCCGGAAAGUUAAGAAAAGCAGGAAAGAGGAGAAGGGCAGCGAAGAUGGGGGCGAAGAUGCUGACGCCAAGAAGGCGGAGAACGACGAGAAGUGUAGGGAAGGUGGGAAAAGCAGGAAAGAAGAGGAAGGCAGUGAAGAUGAAGAGGGAAAAAGGAGAGGCGAGAGAAAUGGGAACGAGGAGAAGUGCAGCGAAGAUGGGGGCGAAGAGGUCGACGACAAGAAGGCGGAGAAUGACGAGAAGUGUAGGAAAGGUGAGAAAAGCAGGAAAGAAGAAGAAGGCAGUGAAGAAGAUGAGGGAAAAAGGAGGGGCGAGAGAAGUGGGAAAGACGAGGAAAAUAAGGACGAAGAGGAAAACCGGAAAGAUGGGACGAGUAGGGGUGAUGAGGAAAAAGAGAGAGAAGAGGUGAGGAAGAAGGAUGAGAGAAGUGCUGAAGAUGAGAAAAGCGAGAGGAAUGGGGAAGAUGAGAAGAAAGAGAAAAUCAGGAAAGACGAGAGAAGUGGUGAAGAAGAGGAAGAAGAGAAGAGCACGGAAGAUGAGGGGAAAGGGGGAGAUGAGAAAGAAGAGAAAAUCAGGAAAGAUGAGCGAAUUGGGUUGGAAGAGAGAACCGAGGAAAGCAGGGAAGAUGAGAGAGAAGAAGGGGGAGAUGAGAAAGAGGAGACAAGCAGGGAAGAUGAGAUAGAAAAAGGCAGGGAAAAUGAGAAAGACGAGAAAGGAGAGAGAAGCGGGGACGAGGAGAAAGAAGGGAAAAGCGGGGAAAACGGGAAAGGAGAGGAAAGCAGCGACGAGGAGAAAGGAGGGAAAAGCAGGGAAAACGAGGAAGGAGAGAAAAGCAGGGAAGUUGCUAAAGAAGAAAAAAACAUGGAAGAUGAGAAAGAAGAGAAAACCAUGGGAGAUGAGAAAGAAGAGAAAAACAGGGAUGAGGAGAAAGGAGGGAAAAGCGGGGAAGAUGAGAAGGAAGAGAAAACCAGGGAAGAUGAGAUAGAAGAGGAAACCAGGAAAGAUGAGAAAGAAGAGAACCAUGGAAGAUGAGACAAGUGAGGGAGAAGUGAGAAAAAAGAAAAGUAGGGAAGAUGGGAGGAGUGGGAAGGAUGAGGACAAAGAGAAAAGCAGGAAAGAUGAGACAAGCGGGGGAGAUGAGAAAAGCAGGGAAAGUGAGAAAAGAAGGAAAGAUGCGAGAGGCAGCAGCAAAUAGGAGCAAGGUACCUAUGAGGGUCUUCUGUUCUUCAAGGCCUUCUACGUGUACGGGAGGCAACACGGGUUCAGUAACGAUGAGAUCGAUGAUUUGGUCUGCCAGGGUGUGGGUCCGUGGGAACCAGACGCUCGACGUGUACUGGGUGUUCUGAAGCG
This is a messenger RNA of Chara braunii, 5039 nucleotides long. Lineage: Eukaryota; Viridiplantae; Streptophyta; Charophyceae; Charales; Characeae. The record is from the annotation of a GenBank genome assembly.